AUGGUCUCUUUCCUAGGAAAGGUAAGCGAGAAAGCCCGCUUGAUCGAACGCGAUCUUCGAGCUGCUGCCACCAAACCACCGACCGACAACACCGAAGCACCCCCUGCCUACAGUGCCGAGCCCAGAAACGAUGCUACCCCCUCUGCUAUCGCCGUGGACCUGGCACCGGCUCUUGGUGAACUCAAUCUGAGCGGUGCCGCUGCUGAGAAACUCACGUCUGAUGCCUGUCUCGCGCAUCUGCGCCUACUGUUUGCGUUCCAGGUGCUCAAGAACGAGGUGGGCUACACAGACGGCCUGUGGGAGAUCUGGGACGAGCGAGCCAAGGGAAGUGCGCAGGUUCUGGCUGCGCUACGAGAGAAACGAUGGGCCCUGUAUGUUGCCCGGGCUGUUGACCGAUAUGGGGCGUGGUGGCAGAGUUUUGUGCCGGACAUGCUUCUCGAAGCGGAUCUCGAUUGUCUCCGUUAUGGACACGACUCCAUUUGGGCAGGCGGCAUGCCUUGGGAUGUAGUCAACAAGGCUAUCGACAGCCAGUUCAACUGGACCUCCACCGGAGAUCGGCUUGCAAAUUGGACCGCACGAACAGAUGCCGCCUGGAAGAACCAGGAUGAUACCGACAUCAAGGAGCUGCGAUGCCCUGCUUGCCCUGCUAUAGUUCAGGUCCCUUGGACAACAUGUGGUCUUCCUAACGGUUACAGCGGCACCAGCCGCCCCGGAAUUGCAGGCAGCGGCUACGGCGACGGACAGCUGGAAAUUAGGUGCAACGGUUGCAAUUUCAUUGUCACGCACGACAGCCUUCGCGUCACCAAGCUGCUUAAAGACAUUCAAAACGCGACCAAAAGCGGCUCAGCAAUGCCGGGAACUAUUCUUGAUCUGAAGACGGGAGUCCCUGCUAUGAUUAAGAACGACGAGAAAGACGAGCACGAUCAACUAUUUCCGUCUCGACUGGCUUGUCGUGGCCUUCUCAUCGAAGUUCUCGGCAUGAUGGACCCUAAGAAUGAUAAGAUACCCACCAUGCUCGCCGUAAAGGAUAUCGUCGAAACUUAUACCGGUAAAUUCGCCGACUCGUCAAAACUCAAGCAUUUGAACUGGCUUCAUCUGCCGACGGUAGAGCAAAGCAUGCUGAAGAAUGUGACCAAGUACGAACGCUUCUUCGAAAUCAUGGCCGCGAACCCAGGCGAGGCGGCUGUUCCUACGUUGGAUGUUGACCUCGCGUGGCACACCCACCAGCUCAGUCCGAAAGCGUACUACGAGUACUCAGUAUCGAUGACUCGAAACUUUGUGGACCAUAACGACAAGGUUGAUGAAGAGAAGCUCGGUGUAUCUUUUGAGUGGACGUCCAAAACGUACGAGAAGAAGUACAAUGAGGUGUACGCGGAGUGCCGUUGCUGGUAUUGCGAGACCGUGCGCAUGCAAUCCAUCCCAAGAAUUACCAAGAUGUUUGCUAGUUCGAAGGAAGAGAAGUUUUUGGAGUCGUACCACGCAUCUGGCAACUCCUCAAAGCACCCCUUGCCGCCGAGCACUCCGUCAGCGCACAUCUCCACCCACAAUGCCGUCCACACUGUCGAGACCAAGUCCCGCAGUGCCACGACGCGCAUGCAGCGCAUGCUCUUCCGCAACGGCAUCGAUGAGUAUGAGGUCAAGGCCCGCAAGAAGGCCACAAAACCUCUCCCCACAGGAGAGCCACGCAUGGGGCAACGUGAGGACACGGCUCUGAAGUGGGGGGUGAGGGUGCCGCUUGCGGGUCCCUGGGUCAGUAUUGCCGCUGCGACGACGACGGCAGCCAUGUACGCGACGCCGCCAGGAGAAGUAUACACUGGGCCCGGGUCAGUGGGGAGCUGCGCGUCGGGGACGUGCGGCGGUCACAGCGGGUGCGGGAGCGAGACGCUGGGCAUGUGCUCCGCGGGAUGUGUCGGGUCUGGCUGGUUUGGCGGCGGUGCAGGAUGCACAGGGUUUGGGGGUGGCAUCUAG
Molecule: messenger RNA, 1968 nt
Organism: Verticillium nonalfalfae
Lineage: Eukaryota; Fungi; Ascomycota; Sordariomycetes; Glomerellales; Plectosphaerellaceae
Exons: 7
Coding region: 1-1968 (655 amino acids)
Source: RefSeq, a predicted model, not a curated record